UGUUUAACUACUUUUUAUUGUGAUUAUCCGCAUUUAUUUCCCCCAAGCUGGGAAACAAAAUUCAAUAGUUAAAUGUUUGACACUUUAAUUAAACUUGAGGCUCAUAUAUCAGAAGAGAUGAUAUUCAUAUUUAGGGUGUACUCUCCUUUAAGCGCCCCUCGGAGAGGAGCCAGCAGAGAUCACCAGACAUCAGAGGAGAAGCUCGGCCUCAGCAGCUCUCAGCAGCGGGCAGAAUGGACUGAUAAACAUCACUGUUUGGGGCGAUGUUCAGAUUUAGUUUGCCAUGGAAACGGAUAUGAUACCAAAAUUCUCCUCAAAAGACGAGGAAAUUGACUUCUGGAAGGCUCUUUCUCUCAAGUACAAGGAAGGGUGCCAGGAGGCUCGCGAGGAGCUGCUGGAGUUUCAGGAGGGGAGCAGGGAGCUGGAGGCCGAGCUGGAAGCACAGCUGGGCCAGGCUGAGACUCGUAUGAAGGACCUGCAGUCUGAGAACCACAGACUCAAGCAAGAUGUCGAAACACUCAAGGAGAGGGUUGAGCAGCAGUACACUCAGAGCUACAAGCAGAUCUCCAUGCUGGAGGACGACCUGGGCCAAACGCGCAGCAUCAAGGAGCAGCUCCACAAAUACGUCCGAGAGCUCGAACAGUCCAACGACGACUUGGAGAGAGCCAAAAGAGCUACCAUCGUGUCCCUGGAGAACUUCGAGCAGCGUCUGAACCAGGCGAUCGAGAGGAACGCCUUCCUGGAGAGCGAGCUGGAUGAGAAGGAGUCGCUUUUGGAGUCUGUGCAAAGAUUAAAGGAUGAAGCCAGAGACCUGAGGCAGGAGCUGGCUGUACGAGAGAGGCAGUCCGAUGUAACCAGGAUGUCUGCUCCGAGUUCGCCCACACAGGACAAUGAGAAGAUGGACACUGCUGUUCAGGCCUCCCUCUCUCUCCCUGCUACACCACUGAGCAAAGGUCUGGACAACGCCUUUGCCAACCCAACAGUCCUAUCAAACGGUUUUGGCAGCAACUCCCCGUUGACUCCCUCCGCCAGAAUAUCGGCCCUCAACAUCGUCAGUGAUUUACUCCGGAAAGUCGGGGCUCUGGAGUCAAAGCUCGCCGCUUGCAGGAACUUUGCCAAGGACCAGAAAGCGAGGAAGGCGUACUCUCUCGACAACAGCAACGUGCUCAACGCAAACACUGCAAACUACUCACAAUCACUCCACACAUCAUAUUUUGACAAAGCGACAGAGAUGGUCACAUUCCCCGCAUUGAUUCUGGGUAAUCGCAGCUCCUUCUGUUACUGAGAGUGUUGGGGAGCAUUCAUGCAUGUUGCUGCUUAUUUUAGCCAGGCCUCUUUUUCCAUGUAGAGUUCAUAUAAAUAAUCAACUGUGGGCUAGAUGACGUCUGAGCCACUAACUGCUGAAGGGUUCGUGGUGGUUUAAUGGUGCUGGAAAUUUUCCUGCUGUCUUUUUAACUCUUAAGCUGACCUCCAUAGACCUCUUUCCUACUAGUGUGAGUUGUUGUGUUUUUUUGUUUUGGCCCGAGAUCUAACUAUUAAUUAUAACUAACAAAGUGAAUUUUAAAGCAAAUUUUUGUAUUUCAUCUUACGAAUGAAGUUGGGAACGUUUGUCAGAAGAGAAACUUGAAGAAAAAAAUGAAAUUUACUGACAGAAACAAACAAGAAAGUCAACAAAUCCCUUUUUUUUUUUUUUAAAAAGAGUCCGUCUCUUGAUACUUUAUGACUUCCCUGCUCCGUCUUUGGCACUCUGUUCCAAGCCCAUUAGCUUCUACUGAAGAUGCAAACCUUUAAAAAUGAUUCACAAAUAUUAGUUUCAUUUCAUUGAGUUUACAGCAAUGCUAGCAGCUCUGUGACGCUGUGCUGAGCUAAAUGCUAAUGUCUGCAUGCUAAAAUGCUCACAAUGACGGUGCUAACAUGCUGUUGUUUAGCAGGUUUAAUGUUUAGUGUGUUAGCAUGCUAACACUUAGCACUAAACACAAAGUACCGCUGAGGCUGAUGGGUCAGUUUUGCAGGUAUUUAGUCAUAAAUCAAAGUAUUGGAUAAGAAAAAAUUGUAAUAUUACUCAAAAGCACAAAUAUGAACCUCAUGGUGGCGCUGGAGGAAAUGUUAGAGCAUCACCAAAGUCAGUAUGAUUCAUCAUCUGGAAACCAUGAAUGUUUGUACUGAAUUGUGUCAAGUAAAUAUCAAUGUAUUUCAUUGGAUAAGUAAAUGAAACCUGCUGGUUUUAAUAGUUUGUGGACAACAAUCAAGUUAUAUGGCAUAAAGGAAGCAUAUAUAUCUUGUUGACAUAAAGUAAGAAGAUAUAUCUUGUUGACGUAAAGGAAGAAGAUAUAUCUUGUUGACAUAAAGGAAUUGUAGAAUAUCAGUAGACUGAUCCUUUAAAAGUCAAUCGUAUUUCGUCACUUUUUCUGCUGCAUCACUCCGUUGACAGCAGUUACUUGUGGUUGUGUGAGGCUGGCGGUGAGAGCAGAGACUGGCAGUGUGUGACUGUGUGUUUCUGCUGUGUGUGUGUGAGGCUGCAUAGAUGCAACGCAACAAGGUUAUUGUUCCUUCUGGUGUGAGAGCAGGGCAUUAGUUAUGCACACCGUUCACCUUCAGGAAGGUCUGGAGAAGCCACAGGCAUUUUGUCUCACUGCCUGUGAUAGAGAAUAGAGCGGAGUGUUAAACCUUGAUUAUUUUUGAGUACUCACCAAAUUGUUUACGAAUUCAUUGAUCAGAUAUUUCCUGAUCUAAAACAGGGAACUUCUCUGCAUUUUUAGACUUUUUCUUUUAAACUUUUCUUUAACACUGAUGCAUUUAGAAGUUUGGCAUAUUUUGAUAAAUCAUAAGGAAUUAAAAUGUUUAUGUUUAUGUUAAACUAAGGUGUCAAAAGUUAAAAUGUAUUGGGUAUUGAUUCAGAAACUGAUGUAUUUUGUUUUGCCCUGGCUUGAGAAUUUGCUUUAUUUGACAUUUUCUUGAAUUGUAUUAAAGCAGUCUUUCAUUCAUACUCUGAGCGGUGCUUUCCAGAGUCAUGACUCAGGACUAAACCAAACAAAGGAUACUGAUAGUAGUUAGUAAUAGUUGGACUAUGACCCACAAGAGAAACCAGUUGUUCAGGAUAACUCAGCAACUUCCUUCCCACUUUCAUGUUCCAUUUUUGGCAACAGACGCAUAACAUUGUUAAAAACACACGUCAUCUCUGUCUGGUAGCAGCUGCGUCCUCUGUGUAUGAGAUGAUGAUGCUAAUAAUGAGGAUGAAGAGUUUUAUCUGACAAUUUGAGCAGUUUUGUUUUUUCAUUUCCAAUUUACCUUUUAUUAUGGGAGUCCAAUACUGCCAGGAAAAGAAAGGUAAACUAAUAUGGUAAUUCGCAGUUUCAUUCAUCAUUAUAUUUGUUUUUUAAAGAAAAAGUUAAUGGUAAAGGAGUUAAAUCGAAAAUAGUGUAGAUCGGCUGACUUACAAGCAAAUGUUAAUAUCAAAGAAUAAAAUUUGUACUAUUUUAGACCAUUCAUUCAUUAAAUAAAAUUAAACGUGUUAACCCAAGUAACAAAAUGAUUUGUAAUUAAGGUUUAUGUUAUUUUUUUUUUAGUUGAGCUUGAUGGUUCAUUAUUGCGACAGCGUAUUAAGCCGUUGCAUGUAAAAAAUAAAUAAAUGACCAAGCCGAGGAAGGAGGGUUACAUUCCGAGAUGAAAGUCUUACGAGAUUUAAAUUUACGAGAAAAAAACUCUAAUAUUAUUUGAGAUUAUAAAGGCGUACAUUUACGAGAAAAAAACAAGGUUGGAUUAACUUCUUCACAACACAGAAGUUUGCUGCAUGCCGAGUAUUCUGCCGUGAAGUAAUGACCAAAUCAAGUUAUACUUUUAAUCGAAUUAAGCAAUGAGAAAAUACUUGUGAUUUUAACCCAGAAUCACCAUAUUAUCAUAAGCAUCUGGACUUAAUAAUCCACUUUUAGAAAUGGCAAACUGUUUUUAGUUUUGUGUAAAAAUGUAUCUCAUAGUUUUGAUUUACUGUAAAUAUUUUUUGUCAUUCUUAACUUUUUUCCUGGCAGAAAUGGGUUUCCAUACUUAUCAGCUUGUUUUAUUGUUGCUGCUUUAAUUAAGUGGCUUUCAAUGAAAUUCUAUGAAGGCUUUUAUCUUCAACUUACUCCAAUACAUUCUCUUAGUAUGUCUGGCUGGUCGUGGGUUACCUCAUGUAUUAAUCUGGGCAACAUCGCUGCUUGGUUUAAUCGCUGCUUGGUUUAAUGUAACUCUUGUAACUUUUUUGCAGCAGGACGGUGAACGGACUGAAACCUGGAACCCUGACAGCCAUCACCGCCCCUCCUGCCGCCUCCUCCCCGGGCUUAGUGCCCCUCGCUGUGU
Molecule: messenger RNA, 4335 nt
Organism: Perca flavescens (yellow perch)
Lineage: Eukaryota; Metazoa; Chordata; Actinopteri; Perciformes; Percidae
Gene: ndel1a
Product: nudE neurodevelopment protein 1-like 1a
Exons: 9
Coding region: 284-1285 (333 amino acids)
Biological process (GO): microtubule nucleation; centrosome localization; cell migration
Cellular component (GO): kinetochore; centrosome; kinesin complex
Molecular function (GO): microtubule binding
Source: RefSeq, a predicted model, not a curated record